Molecule: messenger RNA, 1362 nt
Organism: Spea bombifrons (plains spadefoot toad)
Lineage: Eukaryota; Metazoa; Chordata; Amphibia; Anura; Pelobatidae
Gene: ARMH1
Product: armadillo like helical domain containing 1
Exons: 12
Coding region: 38-1267 (409 amino acids)
Source: RefSeq, a predicted model, not a curated record
GGUACUAUUUUUGGAUAAGAGCGGUGAGGAUCUCAGGAUGUCCUCGAUCAAGGAACAGGAGGCGAUCGGCCGGCUGAUGGAGUUCUUUGAGGAAUGGGACAAUGGGAACAAAACCAUCAGAAGCCGCAUCCUGGGCAACUUCAUCGCCUUGAACAAAGGGAAGACCGCACCGGAGCUGGAGCAGGAAUUCUCGCAGGGGGGCAGCUUGUUCUUGGCUCGACUAAUUACAUGGCUAAGGCUAUCAUAUAUGUUUGGAACGUGUCUAAGUGAGAUUCUCCAAUCGAUCUCCAUAUUUCUGUCAGCAUCCAGCGGAAGUUGCUAUAAGAUUGAAUUUAUGGAGGUUGGAGGCAUCAUGACUCUGCUAGAAAUUCUGGGUCUACAACAACUAACAGAACACCAUAAGAUGGAAGCUCUGAAACUCCUGCAGACUUUGGCCAAAUCGGGCCGCAAAUACAAGGAGAUGGUGUGUGAGAGCUACGGUGUAAAGGCUGUUGCCGAAUGUCUGGCUGGAUCUAAGAUGGAAGAAACACAAGAACAGGCCCAAAUAUUAUUGGAAUUAUUGGCUAAAGGAAACCCCAAGUAUCAGAACCAAGUUUACAAAGGAUUGAUUGUGCUUCUCCCCUGUGCUUCACCAAAAGCCCUGCAGCUAGCGCUCCAGACCCUGAGGACUGUACAGGUGACUGUAGGUAAUGCUCACCCGAGUAUUGUGGAUCCUCUCCUGGGAGUGCUGCGGUCAAUGCAUCUGGAGAUACAGUAUGAAGCCCUGCAGCUCAUCAGCUACCUAAUGCGGACAGAGGUUCGUCUGGAUCUGUUAAAAGGACUCGUACAAUUGCUGAGACCAUCCCAAAGGGAGAGCAAUAAACCAAGGCCACAGAUUUUGGACGAUCCAACUGUGCCUAAGAUGAAUGACUCCCUACCAACUUUUAUCCAACAGGCAGCUGCUGCCAAAGCUAUAGGUACGUUGGCUCGAGAGUCCACGGAGUUGUGCGAGGAGCUGAUCCAGCUACGAGUGAUACAUCACCUCUUGUUUGUAAUGGGAAAUCAGGACCACACAGAAAGUCAGAGGCAAGCCAGCUUGGCAGUAGAGUAUUUUGUGUUGUCAAUCCCUGUGGUGGAAGAGCAAGUGAGGAAAGCAGUUGGGGAUAAGCUGUUCCAGAUGCUUUUGGAUGAUGCAGAUGGCCUGUAUGUGAAGUUAGAUAAUGUUCAAGCUGACAUACUGAGAUGUAAUCAAAUCAAUAUCCCUGGGAUAAAGGAGGUUACAGAAUAAAUUAAUUGCACCACAACAAAAUCAGCAGUGUGGUACCGUGGAAAGGGAAGACUUCUUGAUGGUCUGUUUUUGGUUGUUUUUUGGAGAACGGAUGG